AUGGAGAACUUUAACCAAUCAUGCCUCAUUGGUGAGGUUUCCUGCUUCGAUCGUCUCAAAGACCUCCCAAAUCUGAUACAUGUCGAUGGUAAGGUCCCCUGUAAUAUGUAUUUUGUUGGUGGCAUGAAGAUUGUGUUGAAAUUCUCUAAUCAUUUGGCAGCUGAAAUUUUCCUUAAAGUUAACUACAAUUUGAAUAAGUGGUUCAAAUGGUUGGAUUAUGGCAUCACUGAAGAUCAUGGUUUUAAUAGGUUAGUUUGGAUCAGGAUCCAUGGCCUUCCAUUCCAUCUGCGUGCAAAUGAAAAUGCGGCUGCCAUUGCAAGUAACUUUAGUGAGCUGUUUUUGGUGCCUAACUACAUCGGCACUUUCAAACCCUACUAUCAGGGUUCUUCCGAGAGGAGCGAAGCUUAA
Lactuca virosa is the source of this 408-nucleotide messenger RNA. The record is from the annotation of a GenBank genome assembly. NCBI's taxonomy places the organism in Eukaryota, Viridiplantae, Streptophyta, Magnoliopsida, Asterales, Asteraceae.